Elephantulus edwardii (Cape elephant shrew) is the source of this 870-nucleotide messenger RNA. RefSeq names its product mitochondrial fission regulator 1-like (gene MTFR1L). Gene Ontology annotation, cellular component: mitochondrion. The coding region runs from base 1 to 870 and encodes 289 amino acids. The transcript has 6 exons. Gene Ontology annotation, biological process: mitochondrial fission; aerobic respiration. NCBI's taxonomy places the organism in Eukaryota, Metazoa, Chordata, Mammalia, Macroscelidea, Macroscelididae. The record is from RefSeq and is a predicted model, not a curated record.
AUGGAAGCCAAUGUGACCAUUCCAAUCUGGCAAAAUAAGCCUCAUGGGGCCGCUCGCAGUGUGGUGAGAAGGAUCGGAACCAACCUUCCCCUGAAGCCAUGUCCCCGGGCAUCCUUUGAGACCCUACCAAAUAUCUCGGACCUGUGUCUGAGGGAUGUGCCCCCAGUUCCCACCCUGGCUGACAUCGCCUGGAUUGCUGCGGAUGAAGAGGAGACCUAUGCCCGGGUCAGGAGCGAUACACGACCCCUGAGGCAUACAUGGAAGCCCAGCCCUCUGAUUGUUAUGCAGCGUAAUGCCUCAGUGCCCAACCUGCGUGGGUCUGAGGAGAGGCUCCUGGCUCUGAAGAAACCAGGUCUCCCAGCCCUGAGUCGCACGACAGAGCUGCAGGAUGAGCUGAGCCACCUGCGCAGUCAGAUUGCCAAGAUCGUGGCAGCUGAUGCAGCUUCGGCUUCAUUAACGCCAGAUUUCUUAUCUCCAGGAAGUUCAAAUAUCUCUUCUCCCUUACCUUGUUUUGGAUCCUCAUUCCACUCUACAACUUCCUUUGUCAUUAGUGACAUCACGGAGGAGACUGAGGUAGAAGUCCCUGAGCUUCCAUCAGUCCCCCUGCUUUGUUCUGCCAGCCCUGAAUGUUGCAAAACAGAAAACAAAGCCACGUGCAGCUCGUCUGAAGAGGAUGACUGCAUCUCUCUGUCCAAGGCCAGCAGCUUUGCAGACAUGAUGGGUAUCCUGAAGGAUUUUCACCGGAUGAAACAGAGCCAAGAUUUGAACCGGAGUUUAUUGAAGGAGGAAGACCCUGCCGUCCUUAUCUCUGAGGUCCUGAGGAGGAAGUUUGCCCUGAAGGAAGAAGACGUCACUAGAAAAGGACACUGA